Molecule: messenger RNA, 1164 nt
Organism: Pelmatolapia mariae (spotted tilapia)
Lineage: Eukaryota; Metazoa; Chordata; Actinopteri; Cichliformes; Cichlidae
Product: peroxisomal succinyl-coenzyme A thioesterase-like
Exons: 9
Coding region: 1-1164 (387 amino acids)
Biological process (GO): fatty acid metabolic process; acyl-CoA metabolic process
Molecular function (GO): fatty acyl-CoA hydrolase activity
Source: RefSeq, a predicted model, not a curated record
AUGCCGUGCAUCAGUGUGCGUCGGAAACUGCCCGGUCUUCAGCGUGCUGUUGGUGAAGUUCGGAGGAAGAGCAGCUUUAGACAAAAGCCUUUGCUGACAGCCGCUCCUGUUCGUGCGCUCAUAGAUGAACAGAUCAGCAUUAAAGGGCGUUUCCUGUCUCAAAAUUAUCCUGUCACAGUGUGCGCACAAAUGCACAGUGAGGAGGGAGAUCUGUGGGAGGCGUUUGCUCAUUAUACAACAAAUGCGAGCAGCAGCAUCAACUUGACCAGCGAUCAUUCAGUUGGAGGUUCUUAUGUAGGCUGUGAGCCGAUGGGACUCUUCUGGGCUUUGGAGCCCGCACUUGGAAGCAGAGAAGGUUUGAGGCUUAGGAAAAGAAACGUGGAGACACCAUACAUAGUGAACAUCUCCUUACUGGAGGGCCACACUUCACCCGGUGAGGGGCAGAGCACUGAGCUGGCAGCUGUAACCGUUGAGCGCUGGUACAUGGCACCAGGAGUGAGGAGAAUAGAGAUUCGUCAAAACAAAAUCAUAGGAACAUUAUUCUUACCCCCUGGCCCGGGCCCUUUUCCUGCUAUGCUGGAUCUGUGGGGAAUGGGUGGAGGACUGUUGGAGUACCGCUCUGCACUUCUUGCCUCCAGGGGAUUUGCGAGUCUUUCUGUUGCUUACAUGGGGCACAAAGACUUACCUGGACCACCAGACAUAAUGAGUGUUGGCGAUUUGUAUUUCAAAUCAGCCUUCCAGCUUCUUCAAGAUCACUGUCAGGUCGAUGCAGACAGAAUUGGGGUCAUUGGCCACUCCUUUGGAGUCUGUCUGACUUUUCGCAUUGCCACUAGGAUUGGUGUUAAAGUAAAGAACAUCACCUGUCCUCUCAUGUACAUAGUGGGUGAAGACGAUCUGUGUGCUGCAAGCACAGAGAAUGCAGAUGUGAUUGAGGAGGCCCUGAGGUCUGCAGGUAAAUCCCAGCUAUUUACCCGUUUGUCAUAUCCCGGCGCCGGUCACCUGAUCGAGCCACCCUACGCACCGUAUGCAAGAGCGUCUCUAUGGAGAGCCAAACCAGAGAAAUUAGUCACUCUGUGGGGAGGUCACCCCACACCCCAUGCUGCUGCUCAAGAAGAUGCCUGGAAGAGGAUCCUAGAGUUUAUGGAAACCCAUCUGAGGCGGUGA